CCAGCAUUUAAGGUCAUCUUUAGAUUGUUCAGUAUCUGUGGCUAUUAAUUCGAACAUUAAACUAACUUACAGUGUGCGAUUUUAGUGAUGUCAGCAUAUUCUACAAAGGCUGCGUGCUGUGUUUGUAUACAGGAUAAUGGAUCGAACUGUGACGGAAUUCCAGAAUGUAUCUGUGAGCAGUUAGGAGAACAGCAGCGGAAAGUUAAACACGUGUGGAGAAAAAUACAGGAAAUGGGAAAAGUUCUCAAGAAUGACGAGAGCCCGGAAAGUAGUUCUGUGAGUUCUGAGGGUGAGGAUGACAACACCCCAGAUGGUGGAUGGGGCUGGGCAGUUUGCUUCGGCUCCUUUCUAAUAAACUUUAUACUUGACGGUACCAUGUUCUCAUUUGGUGUGCUACUGAUCGAAUUGCUGGACUAUUUUGGAGAAGGGAAAGCGAAAACAGCAUGGAUAGGAUCGUCUCUGUUAGGAAUGAGCAUGUUUAUGGGACCAAUAGUGAGCAUGCUACUAGAGCGGUAUAGUUGUCGCCAGAUCACUAUAGCUGGAACAGUAUUAUCUGUCGUCGGAUUCAUAAUCAGCUCAUUUUCUCCAAACGUGGAAAUCCUCAUAAUUACCUAUGGUAUCAUCGGAGGUAUUGGUUUCUGCAUGUCUUUCGUCUCCGCCAUCAUUGUUGUUGGAACGUACUUUAGACGCAAGAGGGCGAUAGCGACAGGCAUAGCCAUGAGUGGGAGUGGCUUAGGAACAUUUGCAUAUGCAUAUCUAACAAACAUUCUUAUCUCUAAAUAUGAUUGGAGGGGAACGAUACUGAUACUCGGCGGUAUACUGCUUAACGGUAUUGUUUGCGGGGCCUUAUUUCGCCCUCUUCCGAGACCUAAACUUCAACAUUCUAGAUCUGAGGAAGCUUCAUCUAAUAAUUCAUUUGAAGCAAUAGACGUAGUAGAAAUCAAGUCACUCCUUUCAAAAAAAGAAACUCCAUUUAAUUACUUGCGGACUAGCGCUUUGCCUCCUCGACUUGCUAUGAGCACGGAGUUUGCGUGUAUUCACAAAGAUAGACUUCUUGCAGAAGAGAACAAAGCAAAGACAUUUAUGAGUCAACAUGACUUUAGAAAUAAUUUGAAGCCAGAUUCAAAUCAAAUGUCCAGAAAAGAUAUUUUCUACAGUGGUUCGUUAGCACGAUUACCACACCACUGUAGUUCAACGACAGACUCAUCACACGAAGAUGUUGCGAGUAGCUCAGUGGGAGAGGUGUACGACAUGGAGAGGACUCGAGUCCGCAUGGUUAUAGACGUCCUGAAGAGAAACUUUGCCUUGUUUAGUAACAAAGUGUUCGUCUUGCUGCUAUUGACAAAUGUUUGUUGGACAGUACAAUCAGUUCCGUUGACCUACAUACCAGAUCUUGCCAUCUCUAAGGGUCUACCAAGCGCCCAAGCUGCAACUCUAAUCUCAAUCGUUGGUAUUACAAACAUAUUUGGUCGAAUUAUUUCUGGGAUAAUCACCGAUAUGUUCCGAAUCCGAAGUUCUGUGACGUAUACAGUUGCAUUGUUUACAGCGUCCGUUGUGAACUUUCUGAUGCCUUGGUGUGAUGGAUUUGUCGCCCUUGCUACAUGUGGCGCUAUAUUUGGCUUGUGCAUGGCCACGGUAGUGUCAAUGAGAACAAUUGUGUUGGCAGACCAUCUCGGCAUUGAACAACUGACCCAGAGUUUUGGAAUGGUAGCUAUGUUUCAAGGUGUUGCCUUUCUCACAAACGCUCCAUUAGCAGGUUACCUGUAUGAGAAGUUCAGUUCUUACUUGAUGCCAUUCAGCUUCGCUGGUGGGAUGUAUUUCCUGUCCGGCAUCUUCUGCUUAGCGUUACUCUGCGUUGAUCAUGGUAAAAGCAGACGAGAUGAAGAAAUCAUCAUUAAAAUAGAAAAAGUGCCGGAAGAUUAACCACCACACGGCUUUACAUUUGAUUGAUAUAUAGUUAGGCAAACAGUGCCAACAAAAUGUGUAUGUCAAACUGUAAAAGUCACGUGAUGUCAAACACACGAUUAACUUGCGUCUGCAUCACGCCAAGUUGUCUACAGAUUUCUGUAAAAGCAACAAAAUGUUGCUGAAAAAAGAAACAAUUCCUGAUUACAAGUCGAGGCAUUGUACAGAUGCCAUGGCCAGUGCCAGUUUAUGUUACAGAGGUCGAGUCGGAAUUGGUGUCUGUUAUAUGCUUGUGUUGGAAGAAGAUUGGUGUCGAGUACUAGUAGUAGACACGAACUAAUUGUCACUUGAGUAUAAGGUGUAACGGCUUGGUGGUGUUUAAAACAUGCAAGUCUUAAUUUGAAUCUACUUGAUAAAUGACAUAUCGGCGGGUGGAGGACGCUUUAUAUUGAGCUAUACUAACUGUUGUGUUACAACGUUUUAAUGAGGGCAGGUCUAUGUUGUUUCAGUGUCUAUGUCCGUUUGUUUCAACGCUUCGCUAUGUGGAGAUUUCAACCUUUAUGUUACAAUAUUAGUUUGUUGUCGGUAUGUUGUAUCAUCAUCAGCAUUAUCUAUUAAUAUGUGACUAUACUAAGCAUUAGUAUGCGUCCAUUGUACAUUUAUAUCUGGCCAUAAACUUGUACCUUCAUCAGAAACAUACAGCUGAAAGAAGAAAAUGAGGAAGAGUGGAAGAAGAUAAUUUAUUUAUUCCAAUUAUUGUUCAUUUGAAUUUAAUGUUUCAUAUAUAUUUUAUGCAUAUAUAUAAUCCCUUCGCAAUUUCAUUUUACUGUUUUAUCAGUUGUAAAAACAGUUGUUUUUCAUUGAAUUGAUAUGAAAUAUACGUUUUAGUGAAGUAUUAAAAACUCCUGGUUAAAUAUAA
Messenger RNA from Mercenaria mercenaria, 2824 nucleotides. RefSeq names its product monocarboxylate transporter 14-like. Bases 88 to 1923 code for a protein of 611 amino acids. Gene Ontology annotation, molecular function: monocarboxylic acid transmembrane transporter activity. Gene Ontology annotation, biological process: monocarboxylic acid transport; transmembrane transport. NCBI's taxonomy places the organism in Eukaryota, Metazoa, Mollusca, Bivalvia, Venerida, Veneridae. The transcript has 7 exons. The record is from RefSeq and is a predicted model, not a curated record.